GGCAGGCAGGCAGGCUGGCAGGCAGGCAGGCAAAGCAGCUGCAGAGACCGGGGAACGCUGACAACAACGGAUAGGCUCAUGUUUGGAAAGUCAGAAACGUAUCAUUUGCCUAUUUUGUGACUUGAUGUCCAGAGAUUUCCAUUUGUAACCUUUUCGCUUAUCACAUUUUCUUUAUUUUUACGCAUGCGUGGGAAUAUAUUUUUCGUUCUCUCGACCUGAAAUGACUGCUAGUCGCCGUGUCUAGCCAAUGGUUACUGCGGGGGCUCCUGUCUUGUGGAUUAUCCCUCGUCGCCGAGCCAGUCGCAUGGUCGAGCCCGGAGGAGGCCCUGCUCUGCUGGAUGGAUGUGUGUGAAGCAGCGCCGCACUCCAAGUACUGAUGAAGACAAUGAUAAUGAUGAUGCUCGGGUUUCAUCGGCAGCGGGUAAACUGAUCUUGGAUGUUUGGGCUAUAUCGGCCCUACACAAAACAUUUUCUCAUACGGCAAACAUUAUAUUCCUUAAAAACUGGACGCCCCUGGAGCAGUUUAUGACGACCCUGGUAGGAGCGUGAUGAGCGCGCGCUUCCACUUGCCUGCUGGCAGAUCCUACAAUGUCCGGGCGACGGAGCUGGAGCGAGACAGACAGCACACACAGGUUGUGUGCAGUGUACUGCUGCUGGACAACACUGUCCAGACGUUCAAAGUCUGCAAGUCGGAUCAUGGCCAGGUGUUGCUGGAUGCUGUCUUUAAGCACCUGGAGCUGACUGAGAGAGACUACUUUGGCCUGCACUUGGCUGAUGACUCCUUAGAUGCGCCACGCUGGCUCGAUCCCAACAAGCCCGUCAGGAAACAGUUAAGAAGAGGGUCUCCCCAUAACUUGAGCUUCAGAGUCAAAUUCUUUGUGACAGACCCCAGUAAACUUCAGGAAGAAUACACACGGUACCAAUACUAUCUUCAGAUCAAGCAGGAUAUAGUAACUGGAAGAUUACCCUGUCCACACAACACAGCCGCACUGCUGGCGUCCUAUUCUGUUCAAUCUGAGCUGGGGGACUACAGUGAAGCGGAGCAUACAGCAGGCUAUCUGUCGGAAUUCUGCUUCAUGCCCAAUCCUCCGCAAGACUUCCACAAAGAGGUUGCCAAACAUCACCAGCAGCACAGUGGUCUAUCUCCUGCCCAGUCAGAGUUUAAUUAUCUGAACACAGCACGCACGCUGGAGCUCUACGGGGUAGAGCUGCACUAUGCAAGGGACCAGAGCAACACAGAGAUUCUUCUUGGAGUGAUGUCUGCCGGCAUUGUGAUUUACAAGAACAGGGUACGGAUCAACCAUUUCCCAUGGUUGAAAAUAGUGAAAAUCUCCUUCAAGUGCAAACAGUUCUUUGUGCAGCUAAGAAGAGAGGCGUCUGAGACCCGGGAAACACUGCUCGGCUUCAACAUGGUGAACUAUCGGGCCUGUAAAAACUUGUGGAAGGCCUGUGUGGAGCACCACACCUUCUUCAGGCUGGAUCGGCCCAUCCCACCACAGAAGAACUUCUUUGCUCACUAUUUCACCCUAGGCUCAAAGUUCAGAUACUGCGGACGGACAGAGGUGCAGUCUGUGCAGUAUGGAAAGGAGAAAGGCAUUAAGGACAGAGUGUUUGCCAGAUCUCCCAGCAAGCCACUGGCCAGGAAGUUGGUGGGCGGAACUGACUGGGAGUCGGUCAGCAGGAACAGCCUAUCAGAUGAGAGACUGGAGACCCAAAGCCUCCCAACUCGCUCGCCGCCAGGGACGCCCAAUCAGAACUCAAUGUUUGUACAAGAGGGCACACGACUACGCCCGUCAUCAGUGGGCCACCUGGUCGAUCAUGUGAUCCACGCUUCACCCAGCCUGCCUGUCUUCUCUUCUUCCAAUCACAAGUCGGCGUCGUCUACGCAGGCCAACAGCAUCAGCUUGGAUUCCACACCGUCCCCAGAGGGACUAGAUGGCCAACCUCCAGCUCUGCCCCCCAAGCAGCUGAGCAGGAAGACCUUGAGCCAGAUCAUCCAGGCCCACUCCCAGCAGAGCCUCCUGGAUAACCACCUUAACGAGAUGUAUGAUGUUCCGGUCAAUGCUGAUAAGACCACGUUAAAUGGAGUUGUCCCUCAUGAUAAUCUGGUCCUGAUCAAGAUGAGACCUGACGAACAUGGACGUUUUGGCUUCAAUGUCAAGGGUGGAGCUGACCAGAAGAUGCCCAUCAUUGUGUCUCGAGUGGCUCCGGGAACAUCAGCUGACCUGUGUGUGCCUCGCCUUAACGAGGGCGACCAGGUGGUCUUAAUUAAUGGACGGGACAUCUCUGACCACACCCAUGACCAGGUGGUCAUGUUCAUCAAAGCCAGCUGUGAGAGCCAUUCUGGAGAGCUCAUUCUAUUGGUCAGACCAAAUGCCAUCUAUGAUGUGGUGGAGGAGAAGGUGGACUCAGAGCCAGAUUUUCAGUAUAUUCCUGAGAAGUCCCCUCAGGACCCCACCCAGCUAGACCAGCAUGCUUUGAGGGACUCCAUGGUCACACUGAAGGAAGGCCUGAGUAGUGGAGCCAUAUUGGCACAGUUUGAUCAACUGUACAGAAAGAGGCCGGGGAUGACCAUGCUGUGUGCCAAAUUACCUCAGAACGUUUCCAAAAAUCGCUACAGAGACAUCUCUCCAUAUGAUGCCACGCGGGUCAUUCUGAAAAGCACAGAUGACUACAUCAAUGCAAAUUACAUCAAUAUGGAGUAUCCAGCCUCAAGUCUUAUAAACCGCUACAUAGCUUGCCAGGGCCCCUUGCCAAACACUUGCCCCGACUUCUGGCAAAUGACAUGGGAGCAGGGCUCAUCUAUGGUGGUCAUGCUGACUACACAGGUUGAGAGAGGACGGGUGAAGUGUCACCAGUAUUGGCCCAAUCCAGACAGCAGCACCACCUACGGAGACUUUACUGUAAUGUGCCACAAUGAAGAGGGCAACUCUGCCUUCCUGGUCCGGGAGAUGACUCUCAUGCACAUACCGAGUGAGCAGCAGAGAGAGCUUACCCAGAUUCAGUACCUGGCUUGGCCAGACCACGGCGUUCCCGAUGACUCCACCGACUUCCUGGACUUUGUGGCUCUGGUACGGACCAAACGGGCUGGACAGGACCAGCCAAUGGUGGUACACUGCAGUGCGGGGAUUGGUCGGACAGGGGUUCUGAUUACCAUGGAGACUGCAUUGUGUCUAAUGGAGUGUGGUCAGCCUGUGUAUCCUCUAGAUAUCGUCCGGACCAUGAGAGACCAGAGAGCCAUGAUGAUACAAACACCUAGCCAGUACCGCUUUGUAUGUGAGGCCAUCCUGAAAGUCUAUGAGGAGGGCCUGGUCAAACCGUUCAAGACCGUUGUCUACCAGCUGAGAGAAAAGGUGGAUGUUGAGAGGGAGGAGGAGAGGAUAGAGCAGCAGAGGGCAGGAGAAGGAGCAGAGACGGCAGCAACGGAAGAGGGGGAGGCGGCUGUGGUGGAGUUGCUGGAAGGAGGUCUGGAUGAAGAGGACGACGACGACGAAGAGGUGGAAGUGCUGGAUGUGGGGGAAGUGACAGGGGAGGAGGAGGAUGAAGAGGAUGAGGAAGCGGAGGACCCAAGCGUUGCCAGCGCUGCCAGCGCUACCAGUGUGAUGAGCGAGACCAGCGUGAACCCUGACCCUGACCCUGAUCCUGAUCCUGAUCCUGAUCCUGCGAACCCGUGACUUUGACCAUUGGCAGUCAUCAGGGGUUACCAUGAGGAGGCCAGGUGGCUUGGAGGAGAGAACAAAAGCACUGUUGCACUUUAUGCUGACAAAAAUGGGGGGAAAACACACAAAAACAAACAAACAUGAAAGUCAUGGACAAGCUAGAAUAAAAAAAGAAACCCAGCUGUGUUAAAUAGGUACCAUUAGGGGAUAUUGUAUGUUCAGGGUAAAGAAAAAAGUCUACAAAGAAUGACAAGAUAAAAGUACGAGAGAAUAAAAUGUGGAUGGGGAAUUGCUGUAGUGCCAUAAGUACGAAGGGGAAGGGCUGCCCCAAUGGAUGGAAAGGUUUUUUUUUUCCCGUAAAGGGUCGCCCUGUCCCCUUCUGAGCAAGUCUGCCAGACGGACCUGCCUUUUUUAGUGUCCUUUUAGCUGAUAAGGAGAUAUACCUUAUCCCUUUUUUUUUUCCUCAGAAAGAGUAUUUAUUGUGUUUUUAGUUUGUGUCAAACCCUGUCCACUGAACAAAAAAACAGUGUAUGUUUGUUUGUAUGAAUCCAGAGCUUCAUGCUUUCCAGAGUAAACCUUAGGUAGUCAAGUAGUGUGAUUUCUCUUCUUCUAACUACUUCUUUAUUUCUUUUGCGUUUCGUAAAACAAAAAAACAAAAAAACUGAUUUAAUUUAUUGUACUUGUUUUUUUUUUUUUUUAUCUUUCUCGGCUUUCUCGUCUCCAGUUCCUGACAGCAAAGACUGACAGAUGGACAGCUGAAAGCACUCUGUGUCUCACCUCUUGUUCAAUGCUGUGGCGAGUUGUAUUCUUGAUCCUGCGUUGUGCUGUGUUUUUGAGCUUAAAGACAGACACGCGUGUGCACUCUGAAGCGCCCAUCAUUUGGCGUGGUGGAGAACAUAACUGGUUUACAAUCCUCAGGGCCAGUGUUUACUGCGCACCUCUCUUUUCCUUCUGUCACAGCGUCUACUGCUACUCUACGACUAAAGACCUCCCGCUGAAAGACACGAUGAUAGAAGAUCACUAACUUUCAGCGUUGAUUGAUUAUUCAGAAGAAAAUUAACGCCGCAUUGCAUAAUGCUCAACAGCACAUUAAUUUCACAAGAAAAUGAAGCCUGUGUCAUGAAGAGAGGCCCCAGUAAACACAGCCUCACUGAGUUACAACUCUUAAGCUAUUAGCCGUCGUGGCUAGUUAAGCUAAGAAACUAGGCGGAGGUCAGUUCAUUUCUUUCAUCAAAUUCACAUGCAGUCCAAUAUGACGUUUAACUUGAACCCUGGGUCCCUGCUGAUGUGUCCUUGAGCCAGACACUGACAACAAUGAAUUUGACGCUCUGUGGCUUUACUCUGAUUGGCUCUUCCUUUCAGGCUAAUGUAGAGCCACCUUGUUGUAACCCAAAUGUGUCUUGCAUGCUUUGCACAGGUCAGUAUGUUAAAACCUGAGAAGCAGGUAGUGGUCAUAGUAGUACCCAAAACAAUCUGACACCAGUAACAUUCAUUGGUUCUCAAGGGGUUAAAAGCUGCUGGAAUUUUUCAUUCAAUCAGUGUUUGCUUUUGCUUUUUAGAACUGCUUUGUGAAUUGACAGUGAACUGAUCUCAACCUCCGUGUGAAUGGUAAAAAAUAUGACUUUAAAAGCUCCCUCCACUGACCUCCCCACACGUUGUUGUUAUUAUUAUUAUUUUUUUUACAUACAGAGGGUUGAAUCUCAUAAACAGGAGUGGACCUGGAUCACUCCUUAGACAUUUGCAGUUGAGACCGGUAGGUCAUCGCUUUGUGUGAGCCAUCAUAUGACCCAGCAUUAAACUCAGUAAGUUAUGUUUUUCCAAGCAAAUUUAUUUUUAUUUAAUACAUUUUUUUCUUUUCUUCCAAUGAGGUACAGAGGUCACUGGAGCGGGGCUUUAAACCAACCUUUGCUGUUGAAUGUUGUUUUUUUUCCUAAAUGUUUUCUGAUUGUCUGCCAGAGAACAUUUGACAGUUCAAAGAAGCAGCACAAACGGAACAGUCAACUAAUACUUUUCCUUUUUUUUUUUAUUGAUCUUUCCCAAUGGUACUUCAUUUUAAGGCACAUGUGUUUUAUGCCAACAUGUGUUAAUGAGUGAUAGGAGACUAAAAGUGAUGACUUGUAACUUUAAUUCACAAAAACCCAGCAUCAAGUUGCCUGUUGAGUCCUUUUUGUUGUUGUCAAAGUACAGGUCAAGCUGCCAUUAGUACUUUACGUAGCGGUAUGGAAUGAAGUGUAGCCUCUUCAUAAUUUCAGAUAUUUGUCAUAUCGGAUGCUUCAGUAUCUGCUGUCAUUGAAUUCUGCUGGAAAAACAUACUGCUGUGUGUGAGUGUGAGUGUGAGUGUGUGUGUGUGUGUGUACACUGUCUUAUCUCUUCCUCUCCCUCCUCCAUCUCUAACAUAUAGUCCGUUAGCUGUCUGGUGAAGCCUGCUUGUCCGUUAACUGGAAUGAAGGGUUGUGCCAUAAAGCCACAAACCGAAUCUAACCUGAUCUCAAGUUCUUCGGAAGAAACUCAGAUAGAGCCUACUUAGAGAGUGUAUGUUUUGGUUUUGUUUUGUAGUCUGUCCUAAGAACCAGGCUGAAUCUUUGCCUGUGAAACAUUUCAAACUAUGCUCUCACCUUCCUUUCCAAUGGGUGAAUCACACUCUUGCCACACGGAGAGGUAGGAUUAAAAAGAGCCUAGCUUUCCUCUUCUCUCAAUUUUUUUGUUAAUAUGUUUUAAUUUCUCCUAUAUUGCUGCCCUCUCCCCAAAUCAGCGUAACUCCUUCUCUCAGGCAACAUAAGUUAUUUCAGCAGAGCCCACACAACAUCAGUAGUCCAUUCUUUUCAUUGUUCUUCCCCAGAUGCCUCACUUUUGGAUCAUUUUACAUGGAUAUGGAUCGCUCUCCCUCUCUCCUGCAUGGCCUCAAGGCAAAUGACACACUGAGGGUGGCCAGUGAAUACCUGAUGUAAGCGUGUUCUAUUGGAAGCCCCUACAUGUACAGUUGUGUUCAAAAUAACAGCAGUUUGUUUAAAAAAAAAAAAAAGAAAGAAUAACACUCAAAAUCCUUAGAAUAACUCUUAAUUCCAUAAUACCAAUGCAUUGGGAACACUGCACAUUCAGUUCUAAAUCAAAACAUGACCAAAACAGAUCAAGUUUGUGUUCUACCUUUACAGAACGUGAAGAAAAAUGAAUAUUAGGUCAUCCAAAAAAAUAGCAGUAUUGGCAUUUUUCUUUACAAACGCAAACGUUUACUGCUUAAUUGGAAAAUAUCUCAAGGUUUGCUUUAUUUGGAAUCACUUCACUAAUAUUUAGUUGCAUAACCAUUAUUUCUGAGAACUGCUUCAUAUCUGUGUUGCAUAGAGUCGACCAACUUCUGGCACCUGUGAACAGGCAUUCCAGCCCAGGACGAUUGUACUACAUUCCAUUACUGCAUUAUUAUAGUCCUCUGCAUUACUGGGUUUUUGCCUCAGAAACAGUAUUUUUGAUGUCACCCCACAAAUGUUCUAUGGGAGUGAGGACUGGGGAUUGGGCUGGCCGCUCCAUAACAUCAAUCUGGUUCAUCUGGAACCAAGACUUUGCUCGCUUACUGGUGUGUUUUGGGUUAUUGUCUUGUUGAAAGACCCAUUUCAAAAGGCAUUCCCUCUUAAACAUAGGGCAACAUGACCUCUUCCAAGUAUUUUGAUGUAUUGGAACGGAUCCAUGAUCCCUGGUAUGUGAGAAAUAGGCCCAACACCACAGUAUGAGAAACAUCCCCAUAACAUGAUGUUUGCACCACCGUGCUUUACUGUCUUCACAGUGUUCUGUGGCUUAAAUUCGGUAAAUUGGGGUUGUUGGACAAACGGUCUAUGGCCCAUAAACCCAAAAAGAACAAUUUUGUUCUCAUCAGUACACAGAAUGUUGCGCCAUUUCUUCUUUGGCCAGUCAAUGUGUCCUUUGGCAAAAUUCAACCUAUUCAGUACAUGUCUAUUUUUCAGCGAUGGGACUUCGCGGAGGCAAUUACAGAUUCAAUUACACAGAAUGAGCAGCAUGCAUGUCAUGACUGUUGGGUCUGUUGGUUUUCUUUGACUCUACAGCACUUACUAUUAAAUUAUUUGCCAUGUAGAAAUAUGAUUUAUGAGGUUAGUGAUGGACUGCUAUUAUUUUGAACACGACUGUAUGAGCUAAUAAGCAAGAGAACAGCCAUUUAGCACCCAGUGGCUUCUCAUCAUCAGUUUUUGGAUUGAGCGAAAUCACCACCGAAUCCAAUUGAAUCAACGCUAAAGGCCUUGCAACAAAGUGGCACAAAUAGUUCAAAAAAACCUUGACAAUUUCAACAAGAAAAUAAGCAUUGCCCCCCCCCAGUGAAAAGUUAAUAACUGAUAAGUCAGGGCUGUCAGACAAAAUGUCCAGAAUGAGCCGUCUAUGUCCAAAGUGUUUUGAUGUUGACCCAUAAUUGGUAAUGUCUGUGUGCGUUUAGGUACUGAUCAAAGGUAGUUUGGAGGGACCAGACAUGGGGAGGGCCCUUGUUAGUCGUAUUUUUGUAAAGAUGAAAACCGCUUUAGUUGGGUAGGGAGAGGACAGCACUUUGUAGAAGGCUGAGUGGCAGGUAGUGCUAAUGAGAUGAAGAAAAAAAAGAGUUGGAGACAUAAUGCAUUGUUAAAAUGAAAUUACAUUUUUCUUUUUUUUGUCAUUUUUAUUUUGUUUAAAAAUAAGACCUAUAGGGAAAAAGAGAAAAGAACUCCUAACUACACAGUGCCACUUGUUAAUUUUGUGUAAAUAAUACUAGACCAUGUAAAUACAAUGUUGUAUAUGAAAAAAAAUCUUUAAAAUAAAAGGGAAAUCAUUUGUGAGCAGAAAGAUAUUGUUUUUAUUUGAUUUUUCUUUUCCUUUUUAGAUGACUCAAAUGUGACACAUAUGGAGUGUAAUUCAAGACUGCUAUUUCGAAGAGAAGUUUUAUUUGAGACGUAAUCUAUAACGGCGAGUGUGUAUAUAUAUAUAUAUAAUAUAUAUAUAUAAUGAAACCCCAAAUAAUGACAAAUGUUUUACCGUAUUAUACCCUUGGUUACCUUCUUACCUGUGUCAUAAAAUCCUUUGUCCUCAGUUGCUUGUUUCUUUCUGGUAUCAUGGUUUAACAGUGCUUUGUCUAUAAGCUUGAUUGUGAACAAUUAAAGCUUGUCUGUCAAA
Molecule: messenger RNA, 8801 nt
Organism: Etheostoma spectabile (orangethroat darter)
Lineage: Eukaryota; Metazoa; Chordata; Actinopteri; Perciformes; Percidae
Gene: ptpn4a
Product: protein tyrosine phosphatase non-receptor type 4a
Exons: 27
Coding region: 549-3674 (1041 amino acids)
Biological process (GO): protein dephosphorylation
Cellular component (GO): cytoplasm; cytoplasmic side of plasma membrane; cytoskeleton
Molecular function (GO): protein tyrosine phosphatase activity; cytoskeletal protein binding
Source: RefSeq, a predicted model, not a curated record